AUGUCAUUACAUGAGUCCAUCAAGUCUGAAGACAACCAAUCCCUACUCUCCUCUCAUAUCACCCACACCAAUUCUAGCCCGCCGUCCUAUGAUCAACAUCUACUCGAUACUCCAUGCGUAUCACUUGAUUCCACAGCCAGAAAACCUGUCACAUCCUUCACAGGUACAAAUCCCAAUAGCCUACUCACCUUCCAUCAAGAUGGUCAAUGUGAUAUCACACCUAACACAGUGAAUUACGGAUCCGAAGAUGAGGAUGACGAUGAAGAGGAAGAGGAAGAGGAAGAGGAAGAAGGUGAAAUGACCAUAAUCGACAUCAGUGGAGGGAACGAUCAUAUUCCCGAAGGAUUAUUAGAUGAUCACACUUUCGGACUCCUUGCAGCAAUCGCAUUAGGACUCAGAUCACAAAAAAUAAGCUCUUACAGAGGAGUGAAUCUGGCUUCAACAUUAGGUUCGAAUGGAGUUUCGAAAUCACGCUCGAGAGCGCACUCCUCAUAUAAGUCUUCAGGGAAUUCAUACGAGUCAACUUCAUCGAGAGCACAUACCGAUCUGGAUACGAUAGAGGAAGUGGAUUGUUCAGGGAUGACGGAAGUAGAGAGAGACCCUUUCGAUUUGAUGCAAGCCGACCACCAGGGGAGGACCGAUCCUACCUCCGGGUGA
Messenger RNA from Kwoniella mangroviensis CBS 8507, 657 nucleotides. RefSeq lists its product as uncharacterized. The transcript has 2 exons. The record is from RefSeq and is a predicted model, not a curated record. Bases 1 to 657 code for a protein of 218 amino acids. Lineage: Eukaryota; Fungi; Basidiomycota; Tremellomycetes; Tremellales; Cryptococcaceae.